Messenger RNA from Parnassius apollo (apollo), 1077 nucleotides. NCBI's taxonomy places the organism in Eukaryota, Metazoa, Arthropoda, Insecta, Lepidoptera, Papilionidae. The record is from the annotation of a GenBank genome assembly.
AUGUACGAACAGUGUAGAACAGAGGUGCAAGAAGUAAUAAAUAAAGAAGUCGAAACAAUCUGCAUUACGACUGACAAUUGGACUUCGGCGAGAAAUGAUAGUUUUAUGGUUGUUACUGGGCAUUUUAUAAAUAAAAAUUUUGAUUUGGAAUCGAUUGUUUUGGACUGUGAAGUAAUUUCCGGUCCUUCCAAUAGUGAAAAUACAGCAUCUCAGUUAAAAAGUAUUACCGAUUCUUGGGGUAUUUCAGCUAAAAUCAAUUUAGCUGUUUCUGAUAACGCGGCUUACAUCAAGAAAGCCAUAUCACAGGAGCUAGGGUGGAAACAUUUCGGAUGUGCAGCACACACAAUAAAUUUGAUAGUGCAAGAAGCGACGGAAAAAUCUGUACCCAUCAAGUCUGUGAUUGAACGUGUGAAGCUCGUCGUCGCUUAUUUCAAGCGAAGCACUAAAGCCACUCAAAAACUUGAUGAGUUUCAAAAGCAAAAUGGAGCAACACAGCCAAAACGACUGCUUCAAGAAGUCCCGACAAGGUGGAAUUCCAAAUUCUACAUGCUCGAAAGGAUCGUAGAAAUUCAAGAUGCCGUCAAGUCAUCCAUUGCCAUUUUGAGUGUUACAAGCUUACCAAAUUUAAUGCCGGAAGACUGGUUACUUUGCAACGAAAUUUGUAAAGCCCUGAAAUGUUUUGAAGAAGCAUCAAAUUAUCUGAGCAUAAAGAGAGUUCUCAACGAUAUUUUAAGCUCGGAUUCUUCCGGUUAUCACUAUCUGCCAAUAACAUACGAUUUUGUUCGAGCUUUGUUAGAUUUAACUCAUAGUCGUUUCGAAAAUAUAGAAAAUAAUAACACGAUUGGGGUAGCUACUUUUUUGGAUCCCCGCUUUAAGUUACAGCCCUUUACAUCUUCAAAGCAAGCAACUUUGAGGGAGAACAUAAUCAAACUUGUCGCUCAAGAAAUAAAUCGAGAAGGACCAUGUGAAAAUAUUGAAGUCAGCAAAAGUUCGCUUGAUCCCACCUCAAUAUUUUACGACUGGGAUGCUAGGGGGCUGUACCGCAAUCAAUUGUGUCACCAACUGCACGAGCAAUAA